This is a messenger RNA of Juglans microcarpa x Juglans regia, 903 nucleotides long. Its product is annotated as outer envelope pore protein 16-2, chloroplastic-like. Gene Ontology annotation, cellular component: chloroplast outer membrane. The coding region runs from base 206 to 613 and encodes 135 amino acids. The record is from RefSeq and is a predicted model, not a curated record. The transcript has 7 exons. Gene Ontology annotation, molecular function: amino acid transmembrane transporter activity. NCBI's taxonomy places the organism in Eukaryota, Viridiplantae, Streptophyta, Magnoliopsida, Fagales, Juglandaceae.
UUCGACUACUACUGCUGCUGCAAAUAUAGGGAGUACUGGUACUGUUUGGUGGGUGGUGGCUGUGAGUGUAAUCUAAUCGAUCGCACUUCGAAUCUUCGAUGCUACUUUUUGUUGGUUUUGGACCUUUGGUGGUUUAAUUUAACCAUUACUUGAAGAAAUCUUUCUAUAUAUAUAUAUAUAUACACACACACAUAAUUGGGAAAAGAUGAGCAAUAGCCGUAAGAUGGAGACAAGUAGUAGUACAAGGUCCUUGAAUUUGCUCGACAACGGUGGCUUCUUCGACCUCGGUCACCCUCUCCUUAACCGCAUCGCCGACAGUUUCUUCAAAGCCUCCGGGAUAGGAGCUAUUCAGGCUGUAUCGCGCCAGGCUUAUUUUACAGCCAUUGAAGGGGCAGGAGUACUUGAUUCGGGUGGUGGUAUCCCGCCGGAGAUCUCAUGUGCCAAGAAGCAUCGAUUCCGGGACCUCAAAGGUACUCAUGAGAGAGAAACCAACAGAAAAUCUCUCGAAGCCAUGGUGGUGAAUGCUCGAAAAGAGUCAUUACAAUGGGGGAGUGUAUUCAGGUCUCACUUACGGGCUAAAGGAGGCUUGAGGAGCUCAUGCAUGAUUGGGUAAUAAAAAUAGUGCAGUAGCAGGAGCAAUUACUGGGGUGAACGUUGGCACUUUCAUGCGAGGACGACUCUUCCCAUGAGCAGAUUGUGCAAUGUGCCAUCACUGGAGCUGCCAUUUCCACUGCUGCUAAUCUCCUCAAACGAAUAUUUUAAGUAAUAUUAUAAUAUUGUACGUAGUAGCCAGCCCUGAUCAUCAUCUGCAUCCAUGCAGGCCUGUUAAUUAGUUUUAUAUUUGCCAUUUUUGGUACUAAUUAUAUAUAUAUAUAUAUAUAUUAGUCUUAAUAAACAUGCAUG